GUCAGAUCAUUAAUCUUCGGCUAUUUUCUUCUGUGAAUUUAUCCAAAGUGUAUUCAAAAUAACCUCGCAUUUUAAGCAAUAUACGAGUUUAAAUUAUUAUUUAAAUGUCUGUAGAUACAGAAAAUGACUUUUCAGACUUUAAAUUACCACCGAUAUUUGAAGAUCUUAAUGAAAGGGUGAAAGACUAUCUUUUGAAGCCGGAAAGGCUUUCAAUACAUCAAUGGGAGCGGUCACAAUCAAACUGGCAUCGCGAAAGCAACGUCGAUUCGCUAUUUAUUCAUGAUGACGACGAUUUCGGACCCGACACCACACUCGAGGUGGUCAGAGAUCCUCUCACAGGUGAAAUAACUGGUUUAGAAGAAGUGAGUAUCCUAGUGGAAGAUGAUGAGGACAACCUAUCCAUGUCAAGGGCUCCCCUGCCCCCCAGCAUGGCAACCAGAGGUACAACCACACAGAGCCCAUUCCUCCCAGCAGGAUUUGAGGAGGAACUGGAGAAAAUGCUCGCUGAAGCUGCCAGUGGAGAUGUUAAUAUUGACCUGGAUAAUGAAGAGCCUGGAAAGUUUUUGGGUGAAGAUAUUCUAAACACAGCACCUGGAUGUAAGGAAACUGUAUUGUUUGCGGAUGAUGGCUUCACACUUCUCAACGCUCCGAAAGAAGACAAGUCAUCAGAAGAUAAAGACAAUGUUGACAUACAUAUAAAGAUCAACCUGGAAGAAGUAGUUGAUAAUAAUGCUCAUUUAGUAGAUCUCUGGAAAGAAGAGGAGGUAUUGGAAAGCAAGCCACAGAAACUUGUUAAGAAACUCGAACUGGAUAAUGACCCAGAUAAUGACAAUUUCCUUGAAGCCACCAUCAUCAGGCCUCCAAUCGAACUGCCAGAGUUACCAGUACUGAACAUUACCAGCUCAGCAGCCAAGGCAGGAGUCACAUCCACUGAUUGGGCCGAGAUGAUUGAUGUGUCCCAACCUGUACCAGAAUUCAGAGAAAAGAUUAAAGAUAUGGCACAAACCUAUCCAUUUGAAUUGGAUAAUUUCCAAAAACAGGCAAUACUAAAACUAGAGGAGGGUCACCACGUGUUUGUGGCGGCGCACACGUCGGCCGGUAAAACUGUUGUUGCUGAGUAUGCCAUAGCCAUGUCCAGAAGAAAUUGCACCAGAGCAAUCUACACAUCACCAAUCAAAGCAUUGUCAAAUCAGAAGUACAAUGAUUUCAACAAAAUGUUUGGUGAAGUGGGUCUUCUGACGGGAGACUUGCAAAUCAAUGCGACCGCUUCCUGUCUCGUAAUGACCACUGAGAUUUUAAGAUCUAUGUUGUAUUGCGGGUCUGAUGUUACCAGGGAUCUUGAGUUUGUCAUAUUCGAUGAGGUUCACUAUAUUAAUAAUGCUGAGCGUGGUUACGUAUGGGAGGAAGUGUUGAUCCUGCUCCCUGCGCAUGUGAGUAUAGUCAUGUUGAGCGCCACGGUCCCCAAUACACUGCAGUUCGCGGACUGGGUGGGACGCACCAAGAAACGGAAGGUCUACGUCGUCUCCACGCCUAAACGACCUGUACCACUCUGUCAUUAUCUGUAUACAGGAACUGGUGGGAAGUCUAAGAACGAAAGGUUCUUGGUAGUAGACCAGGAAGGAAAUUUCCAGUUACGGGGAUACAAUGAAGCGGUAGCCGCUAAGAAGGCCAGAGAGAAUGAGUACAAAAAGAAUUUCGGCCCGAAAGGAGGUAAAAUGUACCAAAAUCCGAAGGCUGAGCAAACGAUGUGGGUCGCUUUCAUCGACCAUUUGAAGCAGCAAGACAAGCUACCUGUGGUCGCCUUCACAUUGUCACGUAACAGGUGUGAUCAGAAUGCUGAAAAUUUGAUGUCAGUAGACUUGACAACCGCUAAAGAAAAGGGACAUAUCAGAUCGUUCUUCCAAAAGUGCCUUCAGAGGCUUAAAGAACCUGACAGAAGACUACCGCAGGUUAUAAGACUACAAAGGGUGUUGGAGAAUGGUAUAGGAGUUCACCACAGUGGGAUAUUGCCACUGCUGAAGGAAAUCGUAGAGAUGUUAUUCCAAUCCGGAUUUGUGAAAAUCCUAUUUGCGACGGAGACAUUCGCGAUGGGUGUGAACAUGCCAGCUAGAACUGUAGUGUUCGAUGAGACCACUAAGUACGAUGGCCUGCAGAGACGUGUUCUCGCUCCGGCUGAGUACAUCCAGAUGGCGGGAAGAGCCGGAAGACGAGGUCUUGAUGACACGGGCACUGUGAUCAUACUAUGCAAGGACGGAGUACCAGACCUGGUCACCCUCAAGGGCAUGAUGCUGGGCAUCCCACAAAAACUAUCUUCCCAGUUCAGGCUCACAUACGCUAUGAUACUUAGUUUGUUACGGGCAGCAACAGUGUCCGUCGAAGGCAUGAUGCAGCGAUCAUUCAGGGAGUUCAGCCAAAUUUGUCAAGCGGAUAACUAUAGGAAACAACUACAACUAGCCGAGAAGGAAUACUCAGAGAAAUGUAGUACACCACUAGCGUCACACUUAGCACCGUUAGCGGCAUUCUAUGAUAUUGCAGCAAUGUACAUCGAUGUACUGAAUGAAAUCAUGCCGAUACUCCUUGGUACGGCGAAGAUUUCGAAGGAAAUGACGCCCGGUAGAGUUCUCGUGGUCUCUGCUGGACCCUAUAUGAACCAACUUGGUGUUUUGUUGAAUAAUAAUGGUCCAAGACAGACACCGUACAAAGUCCUCCUACUAGACACCAAAGUACAGGACGAUGCAAAAUACAACUUCGAGAUAGACGAGAACUGGUACAGAAUACUUAGUUUCUCCGCCAUGUACAGCAGUAUUGGCACAGAAGAAAGUACCUUAGACCACACUAUAUUAUGUAUUGCACCUAAGAAUAUAAUUUCCGUUACAAAAAUGAGUCUGAAAAUUGACCCCAAGGUCAUUAUAGAUGAUUGGGAGAAGAGGCAAAUUCCCAGGUUCAAAGACGCCCCAGUAGGUUCAAGCUGUGCGACGGCUGUACAGGAGCUAUCCCGAAUCUCACACGCCGUAUGUUCCGGAGCCACGACGCUGGAACUUGUGAACUUAACGCAAUCUCUCUCCAUUACUACGGGUGAAAUUCUCUCUUCUAUCGACAAGAUGAAUAAAUGCAUGAAUGAACUGAAAGAUCAUAAGAAAAGUACGGAUAUAGCGAACUUUAAGUCGGAGUUCGCGAUAGUUUACGAGCGGAAACUGACGGAACGGAAACGAGACAAGUAUAAACGAUUACUGUCUUUCGAGAACCUCGCACUGUACCCUGACUACCAGCGCCGACUUAUGGUGCUACGGGAGCUCAGCUAUAUUGAUGAACAUGACAGUGUUAUACUUAAAGGUCGUGUAGCAUGCGGUAUGGGUACAAACGAGCUGAUAAUAUCUGAGCUGGUCUUCAGAAACGUGUUCACAGACAAGACGCCGGCAGAGAUAGCAGCGUUACUCAGUUGUUUUGUGUUCCAAGCGAGGACUCAGGUGGAGAACCAGCUCACUGACAAACUGGCUGAGGGAGUCAAAGCUAUAGAACAAAUCGAUGCUGAACUAACUGCUAUCGAGUCUAAGUAUUUGGUCGGCCAAUUCGAAGGGCAAGCUGAAAGACUGAACUUUGGUCUCGUGAGAGUAGUGUACGAAUGGGCGCUGGAGAAACCGUUCGCAGAGAUCAUGGACCUCACUGACGUGCAGGAGGGUAUCAUUGUCAGGUGUAUACAACAGUUGCAUGAGUUGCUAGUAGAUGUGAAAGACGCAGCCGUGGCGGUCGGUGACCCAAAACUCCAAGCCAAAAUGAUGGAAGCAUCCACAGCAAUCAAAAGGGACAUUGUAUUCGCGGCCAGCUUAUACACCACGCAAAAAGAAACGAUUAAGCUUCUGAAGCUAAACGAACGAGCCGGCGCUAAGAGUAAACGAAUUAACCGCCUCGGUCACACGAGUUCUAUGUACCGGAACAUCGUACUGGCAGCCAGCUGGACUCCUUCAAACACACAGACGACCAAAAUCGAAGUCCUACCACCAACGGAUACGACGACAACUGAAAAGACGAAUAAUCAAGACCAAGAAUCAACCAGUAUAACAAAGAAAGCAAACAAAUCUCCAGAAACUAUCGAGAAAGGACAAAAAGAAACAAAUGAAAAGCCGAAUAAUAUUUCGAAGAAGAAUAAGAAGUCGGGACACAAUGAGGGACAGAUAUCUAAAACCAAGCAACCGAAACCCGUCAGGGACGACAAAACUAAUUACAUAUUGGGACAACACGAUGAUUGGACAGAUUACGCCUAAAUAGUCUUUAGAGCAAUGAUCCAAUUGGGCUAAAAAUCAUUUGAACUGUAGGCGCUUGCCUGUAGUAGCGCGUAGCCUCUAUUCAUGCAAUAUUAAUCCAGCUACACGCUGUAUAAUGAAAGAUACCAAACUCUAAUGAACAAUUCAAACCAUGAACAAUCUGACGGAAAGAAUAACAUCUUGAACAAAACAGUACUGACUAUGAGUUUCUUUCCUAGUCUCGCCUGUUUCGGUACGGCUCUAAAUCGUAACUAAAUCCAUCUGAGAAUGACAUUGACACCAAACCAUACCGACGAAAUUAUAGAAAUUAUAUUACGUAUCGACGAAAUUAUCCAACCUAGGCUAUCUAACAUCAGCCAAAAAUGCAAAGCUAGUCUUCCUUACUUAUUUUAUUCGUACCUAAGUAUAAACCUACUCCAUACUUUAUUGCUUCCAAUAGAGAUAACAAUAUUUCACUUUCAUUUCACCUACUUAACGUUUUCCUCUAUCUCUCUUGCAUAAUCAUUGUUCUCUCUCUGACUCUUAUUCUAUUAAACUAUUACAUAAAAAUCAUAAAAAAGUAUUCUGCGGUCUGUUUUACCCGAUUUACAAAGCCAGGUUCUAUGUUUGACUGUGUAUUUGUCUUCUAUUAAUCAUUUUAUAGUAUAAAUUAGUGACUUUUUAAAUAUCUUUUAGAUUUAGCUUUAUAUUUGUUUAUACCUUUUACCUCCUCUUUAAACCUAAUCUUACAAUUAAUAAUAAUUUUGUGUAUCCUUAAUACCCAGUAUAUAGGGUGCUUACAGUGCUUGUAUUAUCAUUAUUUAAUUGUGUUACUUUUAAAAAUAAACUUCU
Molecule: messenger RNA, 5093 nt
Organism: Spodoptera litura
Lineage: Eukaryota; Metazoa; Arthropoda; Insecta; Lepidoptera; Noctuidae
Gene: tst
Product: superkiller complex helicase subunit twister
Biological process (GO): nuclear-transcribed mRNA catabolic process, 3'-5' exonucleolytic nonsense-mediated decay
Cellular component (GO): Ski complex
Molecular function (GO): ATP binding; RNA binding; RNA helicase activity
Source: RefSeq, a predicted model, not a curated record